CACCCCCACUGAUCACAUACACAUUUGCCCCCCACUACCACCUACGGCCCCUCACUACCACCGCAUUUGACCCCCACUGCCAUUGGUCCUGCCGCCAUCUGGUCCCACCUGCCCCUCACUACUGGCAGCCUAGCCCGGCCCUCACUGCCACCAGCCCCGGUCCACACCUGCCACCAGCCCCAGUCCUCACACUACCACCGCCCACCACCGCCAGUUCCCACUACCGCCAGCCCCAGUCCUCACACUGCCACCGCCCCAGUCCCUCGCGCCACCACCCAGCCCCAUCCCCGCACUACCAGCAGCCCCUCGCUGCCACCAGCCUCAUCACUACCACCACCCCAGUCACCACACUGCCACCAGCCUACACUGCCACCCAGCCUCAUGCACUGCACCAGCCCCUCACUACCACCAGUCUCCUACUACCACCAGUCCCAGCACUCGCACUCGGCCCCCACUGCCACCAGCCAGUCCCCCACUACCACCAGCCCCAGUCCCCACACUACCACCAGCACCAGUCCCCACACCACCACCAGCCCCACCCCAGUCCCACACUACCACCAGCCCCUCACUACGACCAGCCCCUCACUGCCACCAGCCCCCUCACCACCACCAGCCCCAGUCCCCACACUACCACCAGCCCCUCACUACCACCAGCCCCUCACUACCACCAGCCCCAGUCCCCACACUACCACCAGCCCCCUCACUACCACCAGCCCCUCACUACCACCAGCCCCCUCACUGCCACCAGCCCCUCACCACCACCAGCCCCUCACUACCACCAGCCCCAGUCCACACUACCACCAGCCCCACCCCAGUCCCCACACUGCCACCAGCCCCAGUCCCCACACUGCCACCAGUCCCUCACCACCACCAGCCUCAGCCUCAGUCCUCACUGCCACCAGUCCCACACUACCACCAGUCCCCUCACUACCACCAGCCCCAGUCCUCACUACCACCAGCCUCAGCACUACCACCAGCCCCCUCACCACCACCAGCCCCCUCACUACCACCAGCCUCAGCACUACCACCGCACUGCGGAGCAUGCGUCACUACUGA
This is a messenger RNA of Oncorhynchus nerka (sockeye salmon), 1056 nucleotides long. RefSeq lists its product as uncharacterized. The annotation marks the transcript as partial. Lineage: Eukaryota; Metazoa; Chordata; Actinopteri; Salmoniformes; Salmonidae. The record is from RefSeq and is a predicted model, not a curated record. The transcript is spliced from 3 exons.